AUGGUAAUAAUAAAAAAUAAUUUGCUAUUCUUGAUUUUGAUAUUUGGAUAUUUUCUUGCGUCUACUGUGGUAUUAAUAAAUGCAAAUGAAGAACCAGAACAACAAGUUCAGAGUCAACAAGAAGUCGCUGUUGAUGGAUUUUUCAGUCGUGGUGGGCAUACAAAUAAUUGGGCAGUUUUGGUAUGUACAUCUCGAUUCUGGUUCAAUUAUCGACACAUGGCCAACACUCUAUCGAUAUAUCGCACGGUAAAACGUCUCGGCAUUCCCGAUUCUAAUAUUAUCCUGAUGUUGGCAGAUGAUGUGGCGUGUAACCCACGAAACGUAUUUCCCGCCACGGUAUUCAAUAAUGCAGGGCGGUACUUAGAUUUAUAUGGAGAUAAUGUGGAGGUUGACUAUCGUGGCUAUGAAGUCACCGUGGAGAAUUUUAUUCGUCGCAUAUCUCCUGAUACACCUCGUUCAAAACGGUUACUAUCUGAUGACCGAUCAAAUAUCUUGGUGUACAUGACUGGACAUGGUGGUAAUGAGUUCUUAAAAUUCCAGGAUGCUGAAGAGAUUAGUAGCUUUGAUUUGGCUGAUGCAUUCGAACAAAUGUGGGAGAAGAGAAGAUACAAUGAGAUAUUAUUCAUGGUUGACACCUGUCAAGCCAACACAAUGUACAGUCAAAUCUACUCACCGAAUAUAUUGGCCACUGGAAGCAGCGAACUCGGUGAAAAUUCGUAUUCGCAUCACAUGGACAUCGAUAUCGGAGUAGCAGUAAUUGACCGAUUCACUUACUACAAUCUCGAAUUUUUGGAGAAAAUCGAUAUGCAAAGUAAAUCCACGCUUAAGGAUUUAUUUGAGUCGUAUGAUCCGGGUUUGAUUCAUUCUACGCCGGGUGUUAGAAGUGAUUUGUUCCGACGUCCUUUGGAUAAGGUUUUGGUGACUGAUUUCUUUGGUAGUGUACAAAAUGUAGAACUCACCGAACAAAAAUAUAAUCUGUCGUUUACGGCUGCUACUACCUCAACUUAUCAACAAGAUACGUUGAAUUCGUCAUCAUCGAGUCAGGUGACUAACAUUACUAUUGAUUGA
Molecule: messenger RNA, 1068 nt
Organism: Ambispora gerdemannii
Lineage: Eukaryota; Fungi; Glomeromycota; Glomeromycetes; Archaeosporales; Ambisporaceae
Source: the annotation of a GenBank genome assembly